AUGUCGGCCAAUGCGGUAGCCAAAGCCGCCGGUGGCGUCGUUUCCAUCGCCAAGAAGCAAACCCUUCAAUCGACGGGCAUUUGGGAGUCGUUCCGCAAGGCCGUCGCCAUUGACCCGAACCGCUCCAACGGCGUGCCGCUGAACCCGUACUACCGCCUGCCCGCGCCAGGCUCCAACGACCCAGCGUCCUUUGAGGACCCUGUUACGCUACCCGCGGGUGAUAUCGCCGGAAAUCCCUACUGGAAGCGCGACACCCGACGCAACUACCCACAGCUCAGCACCGUCAGCCAAGCUGACGUCGUGGGCCUGCUCGCUGUCGGCAGCGCCGCCAGUCCCAAGGUUGAGCUCAUUGGCGAGGCUGGCGAGAAGGCUUUGGUGGCUGCCAAGCAGGAGGGCCAGACUGCCGGACUUGCCAAGGCUCUGGCAAAAGCUACACCCAAGGAUGUCGCCAAGGAUCUGUUUGUCAAUGGCCUACCGCCGCUGCCGAGCGGACAGUCACUAUCCUCGGGAGAGUGGAACGUGCACAAGUACAAGCUGACCGAACGGUCGUAUCCUGAUGGAUAUCCUUGCAGGUCAUUCCAAUAG
Beauveria bassiana ARSEF 2860 is the source of this 585-nucleotide messenger RNA. Its product is annotated as NADH-ubiquinone oxidoreductase-like protein. The coding region runs from base 1 to 585 and encodes 194 amino acids. The record is from RefSeq and is a predicted model, not a curated record. The transcript is spliced from 3 exons. NCBI's taxonomy places the organism in Eukaryota, Fungi, Ascomycota, Sordariomycetes, Hypocreales, Cordycipitaceae.